Suillus fuscotomentosus is the source of this 540-nucleotide messenger RNA. RefSeq lists its product as uncharacterized. NCBI's taxonomy places the organism in Eukaryota, Fungi, Basidiomycota, Agaricomycetes, Boletales, Suillaceae. The record is from RefSeq and is a predicted model, not a curated record. The transcript is spliced from 3 exons. Bases 1 to 540 code for a protein of 179 amino acids.
AUGGUCCAGUCCUCUGACAUCGAGUAUGAUACCUUGAAAGUCCAGAUCCUAGUGAAGAUCUCCGAGAACUUGAAACCAAAAGUCAUUGCCUUCGAAAAUUACACCAUUGCGUGGACUAUACCCCAAACACAAGUGUCCUCAAUUCCCCUCUCUUCCGCUGCUGAUUACCAAUUUCUUCUUGAGCUUGCUGUCAAAAAAAAGACUCCGUCAGUAAAUCUCAUCAUUGAGACUCACUCGAUGAAACAUAAGAAGGCUAGCAAGAAAUCAAAGAAGGCAAACGAGGAUACAGAGAAUGACCACAAGGAUGCAAGCCAGGAUGGUGGUAGCGAAAACAGUGAAAGUGAGGAUGAUGACCAGCCAAAGAAGAAGGUGAAGUCAGGGAAGAAGUCCAAGUCCAUCAUUGAGACCCCACUGAAUCUGAAGAUCAAUGCAAAAAUUUCGGCUCCUUCAGAACUGCUGGAUGUGUUCAAAAGCUGGUUGUUCCUCCGAACAUUGUUUUAUUCACCCAGAGCACUCCAAACAUUUUUCCCUUGGUCAUGA